Thelazia callipaeda (thelaziosis nematode) is the source of this 2748-nucleotide messenger RNA. The record is from the annotation of a GenBank genome assembly. NCBI's taxonomy places the organism in Eukaryota, Metazoa, Nematoda, Chromadorea, Rhabditida, Thelaziidae.
AUGCUUCCUUUCGUCUAUAAUGGUGAUGGUGAUCAUUCUGGAGGCUAUGAUAAUGAACGACGGAAUGACAGAUAUCACCGAAGCGGUUCUAUAAAUCGUUCAAGAUCUCGAUCUUGGUCCCGAGAACGGAGGCUUUUGGAUCGAUCUCGAGCUAGCAUUUUUGCAGGACGAAAUUACUAUUCAAGAUCACGCUCUCCGUACAGAAGUCAUACCCGUAGUCGCAGUCGUAGUAAUAGUAGUCACGGUCGUUCACCACAUCAUGAUAGUGAUCGAAAAUGUCAUUCGGGUGAUAAGGUUAGGAAAGAACCAAGGGAGUUUUCUAGUGCAUUGCCUUAUUUGUCCUCUAUGCAAGCUCAGUUACAAACAGACAAAUACACAUCGCACGCAGCACUUUAUGGACAACCGCAUUACAAAAUUGUGAUGAAAAUGCUGCCAAUUGAUUCGCAGCGGGAUGAAUUAAUGGCACUUACGGUACGUCAAGGCUUUCGGGUGAAGGAUAUCCGUAUCAUUCAUAAAGGUCCAGACCGUUGUUUCGGGUUCGUGGAAUUCGGAGAUGUGAAUAGCGCACAAGCUUGGAUGGAAUACAACAAGGGAACUUUGUUACUGGAUGAUGGACGGACGGUUAAACUGGAGUAUUCACGAUAUGAUAGUCUAGAUGGUCGGUCAACGAGCCAUUCAGGUUCUGGAGAUUGGAUGUGUGCAAAAUGUACGAUCAAAAAUUUCAAAAAUCGAGGAGCAUGUUUCAAGUGCAAUUUAACGAGGUUGGAAUCAGAUGGUUUAACCAGAAAAGGUUAUGCAGCAAUUGGGGUCGCGAAGUGUGAUACUCAUAUCGCUUCUUAUUUCUUCUUAUUUCAAGCUCUCCUCUUACGUGAAAUACCGCUGAAUUGCACAGAAGCUAAAAUUCAAACGGAAAUGAAUCGGUUAUCAUCAUUGGAUGUAUUACGUGUUCAUAUUGCUGAAUCUGGUCUCUACGCAUAUGUCCAAAUGCGCAGUGCAGACGACGCAGAAAGAAUUAUGCUGACAUUAAACAAAAUACCUCUUCUUAUUGAUGGUUGUGCAGUGAUGGUUACUUACUCGAGGUUGCCGUUAAACACAGUCUUGUCAACAACAGCAGCAACGGAAUCAAUCCAGAAAACUGCAGAACGCAUUAAUCAGAUGCCUGCUUUUAGACCUACAGCUGGGUCAAGCGGAAACGCUGGUGUGGAAGCUGCACAACUAGCAAUCGCAAAAGCCCAACUGAUACGACAAAUGACAAACUCGUUGAUAGGUAGCAGCGAUAUGAUACAAUCAGCUUAUUCUUCUGGAUCCACGCCAAUGCCGCACGGUCUUAAUCGACCACCACCAUCUUUACCACAAGAGACGAAUUUUGUUGUAACUGAUUACUUCAAAGAUGAGUCUUCAACUGAAAGAAACUUUGUCUGUGUGGAUGAUAUCACUCAAGACACCCAAUUUACAAUGUCUGGAGGAAAUAUGCAGACAUCUGCUGCUGCAUUCACUGGUUCGCAGAAUGAAGACAUUGACUUAGGCUUUGUGUUUACUCCAUGGGGACGUUAUAAAAGAUAUCAUGCGCCAAAUCCGACUGUCUACCAGUUUGAACCGUCCUCUGGAUUAUAUUAUGAUCCAAGUACCAGUCUGUACUACGAUAGCAAUUCGCAGUACUAUUGGGAUGCCACUACUCAGAAAUGGAACGCUUGGAAUGCAGUUUAUCAAACAUAUGUACCCUGUGAUUUAUUGUCAGGGAAGACGUCAUCAGACUCAGUAGCAAACAAUGAAAGCAGUAACGAAGUUGUCUUACAGAACACAGAAACUAAUAAGGAUGAAUCGAAAAAUGAGCCGCAAAAAACUGCAAAAGACAUUGCACGAGAAAUGGCACGUUGGGCAAAAAAACAAAGUAAAGUGUUGUUAGCUGUAAAAGCACCUCCUAAGCUGGAAAUCACUUCGCCUCUGGUGGUUGCCACGAAGUCAAAAACAAGCGUGGAACCAACUGCUGAUUUGACUUAUAAAAUGUUAGAAAAGACAAGUAACCCAUUUGGUUCACUCAGUGAUGAUGAAGAAGAAGAAGCCAUACCAGCAGCAGCGAAGAUUGCUGCUGUGGGUGUGAGUCGUGUAGCACUGAAUAGUAAAACUGGAAAUCGGCCUAUACAAAACUCAGCUAGUUCAUCUACACCUUCAGUUGCGGAACCAGUUGUUGAUUCGACAAUUAAAACAGCACAAUCAGAUGAGACAUUUGUCGAUCCUGAAAAAAAGUAUUGCAUUUUAUGCAGGCGAAAAUUUGCGAGUUUAGAUAUUCUGAUGAAGCAUGUCAAAAUGUCAGAUCUCCACAAGAAGAAUUUAGAAGCACGUCUUUUACAAGCAUCUCUUGAUGAGAUUCCAUCAUCGUCAACGGGAUCUUCAUCCACAUCCCAAAGCAAUUCCUUUGUACCAAUUCAACUGCAGCAGCAGCAGUAUCGGGACCGAGCAAAAGAACGACGGAACUUGUUUGGGCUGGAUCCGAGUGGCUUCACAAAUGAUAGUGCAGAAAGUGGAGUAGAUUAUGCUGUACGUUCAUCAGAUACGCCAAUUGAUGAAACAAAUAUAGGAAACAAAUUGCUGAAGUCUAUGGGAAUAGUAACACCAAUAAGAACGGAAAUGCGAGUAGAAGGAGCAGGUUUAGGGGCUGCUGGUUCGAGGGUACUACAUGGAGCAAAUGCUUCUAGACGUGAACGAGCACGUACUUCAAUGAUGAGUCGUUUCCAAGAUUUGCAAUAA